CAUAGAAAGAGAGAGCGAGGACUAACAUUGAAACAAGCGGCAUACACUGGAGUAUCACGCUUUACGGACACAUUCUGGAUUACUGUUUAAUCGAGUUUCAACCAAGACAGCCUCACUGGGUUUUAUCAUUUGGAGAUCUUUGCUUAAAGCGUGUGGAUUAUACCUAAAUUUGAGAGCAACAUGACUCUGGAAGAACUGGUUGGAAGUAACAUCACUGACAAUAAGAUGGAGACAGUGAAUCACGCGCUGGAGGAGCUGCUGGUAUCGGCGCAGAGACAAGACUGCCUGACUGUCGGCGUGUACGAGUCAGCUAAACUAAUGAAUGUUGACCCAGACAGCGUUGUGCUGUGUGUUCUGGCCACCGAUGAGGAAGAUGAGGAUGAUAUCGCGUUGCAGAUCCAUUUCACGCUCAUCCAGGCGUUCUGCUGCGACAACGACAUCAACAUUCUGCGUGUGUACGGUCUCCGGCGCCUCGCGCAGGUCCUCGGUGAGCCGAGCACAGUGGACAACGGCGGUAGUGAGCCAAAGGACUACCACUGCAUUCUUGUCACUAAUCCCCAGUGCCAACCACUCAAAUGCCAGGCACUCAGCGAAGUGAGCAACUACUGCGAAGAGAGCCGCUGCAAGAACCAAUGGGUCCCCUAUUUGUCCCUGCAGGAGGGCUGAGCACUCACACACACGUGCAACGCAACCUAUGAGCGUGGUGGGAAAAAUUGAACCGUCAUUCUAGAGGAAUGAAAGAUGCGGUGGCUGGAAGAGCUUUGACUGCCGCCCAGCCCGGCGCGGACCGCUGUGUCAUGCGAAACGGGUUGAGAGUGGAGCAGAGGAAAGUUCCAGCUACCGGGGCGUAUUGCGCAUGCAACCCGGCUUGGCCUCCCCCGCGUGGAGGACGGCUCUAGACGGCGGGGGCAGCGUCGAGCAUGAGGACUGUGUAGCUGCCAGUGCAAACCGCGUCCGUGGCAGAACCUGAAUGCGGCUGCGUAGGAGAGCUCUUCCGGUACUGUGACAGUUGUUGCGGCGGGGAGGAACGGAGAAACGGAUACAUGUCAUCAUCGAGUCUUACACGCUUUGGUCAUAUGGGACUCAUUUUGCUUUACAACUGCAAGACUCGAAAGUCUUAAAAGCCGAAUAUUUUCUCUCUUUUUUUCGCUGAUUUGUUGGACAGUAGUAUUAAGUCUAAAGUGGACUGAACAUAACAGAGGGGUCUACCGUUACCCCAGGAGGACUGUCCCGAGGACAGCGGACGUUUUUUGUUUUUUGCUUGUUUUUUGAGCCUGUGAGGAAUGUGAGAAAUGCAGUGUUAGCAGUAACUUAUUUUCCUUAACUUAUUUAGCAGAGUAAUAUAUGGAUUUGAAAAUUCCUCAGCCAAUGUUGUCUU
This is a messenger RNA of Chanos chanos (milkfish), 1378 nucleotides long. RefSeq names its product growth arrest and DNA-damage-inducible, beta a (gene gadd45ba). The coding region runs from base 181 to 666 and encodes 161 amino acids. The transcript is spliced from 4 exons. Gene Ontology annotation, biological process: regulation of cell cycle. NCBI's taxonomy places the organism in Eukaryota, Metazoa, Chordata, Actinopteri, Gonorynchiformes, Chanidae. The record is from RefSeq and is a predicted model, not a curated record. Gene Ontology annotation, cellular component: cytoplasm; nucleus.